This is a messenger RNA of Chara braunii, 2222 nucleotides long. The record is from the annotation of a GenBank genome assembly. Lineage: Eukaryota; Viridiplantae; Streptophyta; Charophyceae; Charales; Characeae.
GGGGGCCUUCCGGAUGCAGCGCCCACCAAGGUGAUGGAGAUGGCACCCACCAUAGCCAGUGUGCUCAAUCUGGGAUUCCAUGGCUACGAGGACGACAAUGGAGUGAGGCCAGUCGCAAAACAGGCGCGUGCAGCUGCUGCUUUGAAGGAGGUGGAGUUCGGACUAGCAACACUGGCGGCAAGGUUGAUGCUCGGAAAGGACCACUUGAGGCAAAACAAAGGGAGAGUGAAGCGGCACUAUAGUCAGAAUGGAAUGGCAAAUCAAACCCUGAAGGAAUACUUCAAUGCACAAGUUUCACAUGACAAUGAUGUUGCAGACAUGAUCAGCUGGCUUUACUCCAUUUCGCACGGCGUGUCUUUCUCUGACUUGCAAGGCGAGGAUAAUGGAUUCCGUAGUCAACCUAAGAACUGGCAAGAACUGGUACAACUUGUUGUAAGAGCUGUUGUCGUUCCGGGGCUGAUAGCUGUGCUAGAUGAACAACCUCCUGUAGUGGAGAUGCAGCCAGAUUCAAGGACACAAGGAGAGAAUGAAGGUUCUCCCAGCUUCGCAAUCGCCAUAGCAUCUCCACUCACUUUGAUGGAAGCAGUCCUGGGAAGGGUGCUAGCAAUUGGCAUUGCUUUCUCUGCUGUCUUAGCACAUGAUGAUGUUGCACGAGUCGCUGCUUGCAGAUCUGAAUCGCCUUCAACUCUGCUCCGUACUUUUUUCCAUACUUUCUUGGAGAGUUUUGGUACUGUAUAUCGUAGUGCGAGUUCGAGCAUGCCAAUACCAGCCCGGGUACCAGGCAGUCAUGAAGCGGAAACAACAGGCUGGCCAAAUAACAGUCACAGCAACAACAGCCCUAGUAUGGAGGAAACCAGCACUGAAUUUCGUGCUAGAGUUCCGCCGACAACCGGCUUGCAAGCGGGGUCUUCGUGGACCAAGAACAGUUACCAUAGCAUUCAGCCAGAAAACAUGCCUCCAGUAUCUGUGCCUGCAGAAGGCAAGACCAUCACAGGAGAUGUGAAUGAUGUUUGGCGGGCUGCACCAGUGGAGGUAGCACAGCUGAUGUCGGGCAUGAUUGAAGGUGAACAGAGGAAUAGUUUGCCCAAUCGAGGGGAGACGAACAGUCUGCAUCGGAGAGAUGGAUUAAUCAGCCCGGAGGACACAAGUCCAGAAAGCUCUUCGAGGGAGGGGGGUGGAGAAGAAACAAGUGGUAUUGAUUCUUAUUUGCCUGGAGAUAAGGAGAAUACUGGAGGUGGUGUCCACGGUGAGGAUGUAGCUUCAAUAUCAGCGUCAAGUUUCAUUGCAAGUCUGUUCCAAAGAAUGAAGCUCGGGAGGGUGGAAACUAUCUGUUUCAGCACAUCUUGGAAAUGCGCAGGAUUUGAAGCGGCUUUUCGACAAGCAGCAGAUUCGCUUUUGUACGAGAUAUUUGGUUUGAAGCUUUCUAUGGAGAAUGACAAUGAAGAAUCGGAGAAAGCCCCAAGACUAACUAAGUGUGAUCGUGCACCUAACGAUGUUGAAAUACGAGUAUGGUCUCCAAGGGCACAUAAAUUGAAAGGCGCUAUCCUCCCGGCCGGUUGUGUCCAUUCCAGCGCCUUACUGUUGAGAACAGCGGAGGCUGUUGCGGAGGCAAACAAUGUAUCAGGGUCUCCAUGGCCGCGAGAUGUCAAAUGCAGUGCACAGAGAACGGCGGUGAUCAGGAACACGAUUGGCAAAGAGUUGAGGGCGAAUUAUAGAUCAUGGACAAAAGCGCAGGAGUGGGUGGUGCUGGCGGAUGUGAAGGCUCAGCAGCAGCUGCAUCAACAGAACCUGUGGCAAUUGCAGCAGACAAGAAACAGGCUGCUGAUGAUAAUGAGGGAGCGCGAGCAGCUCUUGUUAGAGUACAGACCUCUCAUACAGAACCAACAACUGUCUGCAGACCGCCGGGAGGGCCUUAGACGGAUCUGCCAGGAGGCGAUGGAGAGCUUGGCGCACCAGCAUGAGUACCACGUCCGGCUGCAGCAAGAGGAAGAGCAGCUAAUCUUACAGCAGAGAGAACACGAGGAGAUCACACAGCAUCAGGCUCUGGAACAAAGACUGCAAGACAGAUUGAUGCAGUUUCAGAACCUGAAUCAGGCAGGUCAUCGAAGGAAGCUCAACUCGUUGCGAAAGGUCACUAGCGCGUUGCCUUUCAUUAGAAUACAGGUGAGUGUGUUGGUUAUGCACACAUAAAAACUUAAAAAGAACAAAUGGAAAGAUGCCAA